AUGCCGCAUAUCAUCCUUCUGGGAACGCUCGAUACCAAGCGCACAGAGGUUCUCUUUCUCUAUCGACAGUUGCAGCAGAAUGCGGCGCGCUCUUCAACAACACCGCUAGAAAUCACCCUGAUUGACUGUGGGCGACAGGACACUACGGAUGAGGCCGUCACCUUCGGCCAUACCGAUCUACUAUCAAAAUAUGCCGCGAGCCACCGCCCCGCAAUCCAGACUCUGUCGCGGGGCCAGGCAAUCGAACUUCUCAUCGACUGCGUCAGUAAGUGUGUUGGCGAGUUGCUGCAAACGAGGGAAAUCCACGGGAUUAUCGGGGCGGGCGGCAGCGGAGGAACCAGUCUGAUCUCAGCCGUGAUGAGGUCGGCCACGCCCAUUGGCCUGCCCAAGCUCAUCGUCAGCACAGUCGCGUCGGGUGAUACAGGGCCCGUGGUGGGCGAAUGUGAUAUAACCCUGAUGUAUUCGGUCGUCGACAUCGCGGGCACCAACCGGCUACUGCGCGAGGUGCUGGGAAAUGCGGCCGGUGCAAUUGUCAGCAUGGCGUCGUCGUAUGAGUGCCGCCUGGGAGAGGCCCGGAGCCGAACAAGCGCGCAGGCCGAAGAGAAUAAGAUCGUCCGAGUCGGAGUCACGAUGUUCGGGGUGACCACGCCGUGUGUGGAUCAUGUGAGACAUCAUCUAGAAAACAACUAUCCCGUCGAGGUGUACGUGUUCCAUGCUACCGGCCAUGGAGGGAAGGCUAUGGAACGCUUGGUGGGCGAGGGUCGUUUAGACGCCAUCCUGGACAUCACCACAACAGAAAUCUGCGAUUUGGUGGCUGGCGGAUGCAUGAGUUGCGAUACUAGCCGCCUGGAGGCAACACUAGAGCGUGGAAUCCCCAACAUCAUCUCCAUCGGGGCCACGGACACAGUGAACUUUGGACAGAUGGAGUCCGUCCCACGGCAAUAUCACGACCGCAAGUUGCAUGCUCAUAACCCAAAUGUGACCUUGAUGCGGACCUCUGCAGCUGAGUGCCGCAGGGUGGGACGUUUCAUUCUUGACAAAAUAGGCCGGUUUGCCCAGACCCCAGAAAUGGUUGAGGUGUGGCUUCCUCGAGGAGGAACAAGUAGCAUUGGGACAGCCGGGGCUGUAUUUGCAGAUGCUGAAGCUGAUGCCGCCCUCGCCGAUACUCUGCAAUCCGGGCUGGAAAGCAUGAAGGUUAGGGUGUUAUCUGAUGAGCGAGAUCUCAAUGACAAGGGAUUCGCAAUUGCUAUUGCGGACCGUCUUAUGGCCCUCGUGGCGCAGCACUCGGCUGACAUCGGAUUGCGGUAG
Aspergillus aculeatinus CBS 121060 is the source of this 1308-nucleotide messenger RNA. RefSeq names its product Tm-1-like ATP-binding domain-containing protein. The transcript has a single exon. The record is from RefSeq and is a predicted model, not a curated record. The coding region runs from base 1 to 1308 and encodes 435 amino acids. NCBI's taxonomy places the organism in Eukaryota, Fungi, Ascomycota, Eurotiomycetes, Eurotiales, Aspergillaceae.